AUGAAGAGCUACAUUGUAAGUGCAGCGCUGUUGGCGACGGCGGCAUAUGCUUCGCCAGUCGAGAGACAAGCAUCUAAAUUCACGUACUACAACCUGACAACGCCACUCGCAUCGCCUUGCGAUUUAACGACCGGUCAAGAUGGCAAGAUCUAUGCGGAUACCUUCACCGCGAACAAGAUCGUGCAGAUCGACCGCUCAACCGGACAACUAAAGGAGUACGACAUCCCAUACACGCUGCCCGUUCUCGGAUACUCCGUCCUCCCCAGCGACGCCCAAGGCCGCGUCGCGGGGGCCUGUGUUGUCCAGCCAGGAAAGAACGGAAAGAUCUAUGCCGCAACAGGAGUUCGGAAUGAGUUCGCCAUCUUCGACCCGAAAGACAACAGCGUGACUGUGCUCGAGACUGGAAACCCUCUAGGUAACCUUCAGCCCUUCAACGAUGCCUGGCCCGGCGAAACUGGAAUGUUCUUCUCCCAGACCACCGGGAAUGUCAUCAACCUCAUCGACUACCAAACCAACGCGAUCAAGACAUUCGAUGUCCCAACUCCCCUCGCCGGACCCCUUGGCAUGAUCGUAGCCUCAGACGGCAACCUAUGGUUCGUAGAAAUGCUCGCCAACAAAAUCGCCCGUCUCAAUCCCACUACCGGCAAAAUCGACGAAUGGCAACUCCCUCUCACCCUCGCUACACCAACCGUCAUGCGCGCCGAGACCGAAGGCCGCUACCUGUGGUUCACAUGCCUCGCAACCAACUCCCUCGGACGCUUCGACAUUAACACCUUCACCUCCAAAGCUUUCCCCCUUCCCCAACUCCUCGCUACCCCGAUCGAGGACACCGUCGACAGCAACGGCAAUAUCUGGUUCUCCACCCUCCUCCGCAACUCCCUCAACUACCUCACCCCCUCUACCGGAAAAUUCACAAGCAUUAAGCAACCUGAUGCUGAUGUUAGUUUGGCUCCUUCUCUCCUUCCGGAUUUGCCUCCUGCUGCGGAUAUCGCUAUGCAUUACGAACGCAGCGAUGAUAGUAUGUGGUUUACGGAAUUUGCGAAUAAUAGGAUUGGGAGGUAUCAGAUUUAG
Messenger RNA from Pseudocercospora fijiensis CIRAD86, 1071 nucleotides. RefSeq lists its product as uncharacterized. The record is from RefSeq and is a predicted model, not a curated record. Gene Ontology annotation, molecular function: protein binding. NCBI's taxonomy places the organism in Eukaryota, Fungi, Ascomycota, Dothideomycetes, Mycosphaerellales, Mycosphaerellaceae. The transcript has 2 exons. The coding region runs from base 1 to 1071 and encodes 356 amino acids.